CGGAUUGGUCAUCGUUUGUGUCCAGGGAAAGCAACCGGGGCCCGCGUUGUUGGGUUGUGUACUUGUCCUCUCUGAAGUGAUUCGUCGUGCGCUUACCGCCUUCCACGUGGCCGAAAGAAAUAAACUUCUAGCUAGUUUACCAAGCAUUCCAUAAUUUAGCUAGGAUUCUCGGAGAAAUGUCUAAAAUAGAGUUGUUGGGAUUGAUUUUCAACCAGGGAUUUAGAGCGGCUCCUGAGUUGUUUAGAGCCGUUGAAAAAACUAUAACAAAGUACCAGGGAAAACAUUCCCUAUCGAAAGAGGAGAACGCCCGUCUACAGAAGCUGCUUGAUAUCCUCCUGAAACCGGAGAUAAAGUUACAUAGAACAGACCUCCAACAGCUCAACGUCUCUGAAGUGGAGGUUCCCCCUGAGCAGCAGCACUGUGAGCAGGAGUGGAGCCCCAGUCUGGGGCAGGAGGACUUGGAGCCCACACAGAUUAAAGAGGAACUCUGGACCAGCCAGGGGAAAGAGAAACAGGAGGAAUGUCAAGAGCUGGAGUAUAAUACUAAAGACUCUGUGUUCACUCCCCCCUGUGUGAAAAGUGACUAUGAUCAGUACCCAACUCGGUCCUCACAUCUUAACAAAACCCAAAGUAAGGAAUGCAAAAAUGGAGACUCGUCCGCUGAACAGAUGAAAACAGAAUCUCAAGAAGAGAACUCUUCAGAACCAGCCAGUGACUCUCAGGCCCUCUCUGUAGUAAAUCCAGGCUGUUCUGCAGCUCAGGGUGAUGACAAUGAAAGUGUUCAUAGGAAGGAGAGUGCAAAAUCACUGUCUGCUUUAAAGACGCAGAUAUCAAAGAGGAGGCGGACAGAAAAAGGACAAAGCCCUGCUGGUCCUUGUUGCAAGGUGUGUGGAAGGCCUUGUCAGUCCUUUGGAGCUUUAUUGAUACAUUUGAAAAGUCACAGAAAAGAUCAUGAACAAAUUUGUGGAGUUUGUGGAAAAAGCUGUCAAUCCCUAAAAUGUGUGAUGGAUCACAUUUUACAAACUCACAGAACUAGGUUUUGUGAUGUUUGUGGUAAAAGUUUUGAUGCUACUAAGGAUCUGGAAAAGCAUAUGAGGACCCACACAGGGGAGAAACCAUAUCCCUGUAAUGACUGUGCUAAAUAUUUUGUCAGUAUUGCAAAUCUGAAUUUGCAUAUGAAGACGGUCCACACAGGGGAGAAAUCACACUGCUGCCAUGAAUGUGGCAAAUGUUAUGCUCAGAGUGGAAAUCUGAAUGCGCAUAUGAGGAUCCACACUGGAGAGAAACCAUAUCACUGUAAUGAUUGUGGCAAAACAUUCCGCCUUGGCACUUCCCUUAAAAUGCAUAUAAGGACUCAUACAAGGGAGAAACCAUAUCGCUGCCAGGAUUGUGGCAGUUCAUUUGCUAGGAUGGAGCACCUGAAAAAUCAUAGCAGGAUUCACACAGGGGAGAAACCAUAUAGCUGUCCUGAAUGUGGCAAAUGCUUCCUUCAGAAUGGUAAUCUAAAAUUGCACAUGAGAAUUCACACAGGGGAGAAAUCACAUCAGUGUCAAGUUUGUAACAAAUGUUUCACUUAUAGCCAUACUCUAACAGUGCAUAUGAGAGUUCACACCAAUGACAAACCGUUUCACUGCCAGGAGUGUGACUUAUGUUUCAGUCAGAGUUCCAACUUGAAUCGGCACAUGAAGAGACACAGAGGGGAGAAACCACACCACUGUCACGUUUGUGGCAAAUCUUUCUCCACAGGUUUUCAGUUGAAUGUGCAUUUGAGAAUUCACACAGGGGAAAAACCGCAUGCGUGUCCUACAUGUCCAAAAUGCUUCAGCGACAGAGGGGCAUUAAAUAGUCAUCAGAAAAUACACACUGAGAAGAAGCCAUAUUGCUACGAUUGUCUUAAAUGCUUCAGAUCAAAGCAACGCCUGAGAGAACACAAAGAGAGAAUGCACAAAAACAUGGCUGUGCCCUGUGUAGGGGAAAGUGAUUCAACAGAAGAUUGAGAGGGACAUUCAGUUUUCUUGGGUGGAUAAGAUAUGACUGAAUUAACGCUUGAACUAUGAGAACGUUGCCAGGCUAACUGGGCUGCUACACCGGACACGUAACAUUUGCACAGCGUGAUACAUGCCUAUUCAUUUAAAUGAAAUCAGGCGUAAGCACGCUGGCUAUGCAAGAGGAGUCCUUGCUUAUUUGACACAAAGGACAUUUAAACUGUAUCUGUAUUUAACUUAGUGUGUUAUUGAUGAGCUUUGUUUAGUAAGCAUAAAGUUAUGUCCGGCUUCAAUCCGUUCUCGCGUUGUUCCCGAUUUCAGAUUGAAUUGACGUAUGCAGCGUUCAGCCUACCGUGAAUGCAAUAUCCCCGAACAUUGCCUUUCAAAGGUGCGUUGUCGGAUUGAAUCCUGGCCAUAAACAUCUGCAGUGUUCAUAUGAAUCUUACAGCACUAAAGGGUGGUGAUACACUUUUUAAAAUUGCAGGCAAACAUUUGAGGACUGAAAUCAACAUCCUCUGCAUAACAAUGGCUAACUGAACCUUCCCAAAGCAACUGUUUUGAUUAUGCAGAGGAUGUUGAUUCUGCUCUUCACAAGUCCUCAGUCAGCCCUAGCUAUGGAAACAAUUUCCCUAGUAUAACACAAGGGUGUAUACUUUGGUAUAACAGUCAAAGCAGCAUAAUGGCAUUCCACUAAACUAAAGAGGCCACAGGCAUGCUAGUAGAUACUCAUAGACUUCCAGUCAUUGCGCUAAAACUAGUUGGUUGCGAAACUACCUCCAACUUCCUUCAUGCUGAACACAGACAUAACAAUGGUAUUGCCAAAAUCCCAAAGUAUCCCUUUAAGCACAGUGCCUUGAUCUGUGUCUGGGGAAUUUUAGUCUAAAGUGGCUUGUCUCCUUUUCGGGCAAACCAUUCUGCAGGCUUCCAAAUGAGUGAAGGUGGAGAGGAAGUCUCUAAUCGCAUCUUCUUACUGAAUAAGCCAAAUAUGUUCUAUUAUAUUGACAAGAUAGUCGAGUGACCGCUCUAAUGGAAAUGCAUGUCCUCAAAGAUGGGGAGUUAGCGAGGUAACUUUGGUCAACUCUGAGUACAACUCGGGAUAACCGGUCAUAAGAAAGUAGCUCACCUUUUAGCCAGCAAAAUUUAUAUGGCAACAAAUCCUUCAGAACUAACCUGCUCUGGAGCAGGCUAACUCAUGACUAUUUCCAAUUACCCUUGAAUGAAAUGACUGUGCCACGAGUUGUGGUUCAAUGCAAUCAGAUUCCUUCCCUCUUGCAAAGAUCGCGUCACCAUGCCCUUCAUUUGACGAAGAGUACUGAUUUAAAUAUUACAUUAUACUUUUAUUAACAGAAUGCAUUUUAAACUUCACGCACAGUAGCGCUUUUGUAUUACUUAAUACUUAUUCUAUGGAUAGGAGUGGGGGAAAAAAGUUGUGGUUGUGCAUUGAUAAACAUUGCUUCUAAAAACCUAUUUUGCAAAAUAAAUAGAAAAUGUGGAACUAACUAGCCCAUGGAUUGAUGUUUCAUGAAGAGUUUGCCUUUCGACUAGUGGUUGACCGAUUAAUCGGCGCCGAUUUCAAGCUCUCGUAGUUAUGGCCGAUUACUUUGCAAUCCAUGAAGAAACUGCGUGGCAGGCUGACCGCGAGUGCAGUGUCAAAAGGACCUUGUGGCUGCAAUGAGCCACGGUAAG
Salvelinus sp. IW2-2015 is the source of this 3671-nucleotide messenger RNA. Its product is annotated as zinc finger protein 25-like. Lineage: Eukaryota; Metazoa; Chordata; Actinopteri; Salmoniformes; Salmonidae. Gene Ontology annotation, biological process: regulation of transcription by RNA polymerase II. Gene Ontology annotation, molecular function: DNA-binding transcription factor activity, RNA polymerase II-specific. Gene Ontology annotation, cellular component: nucleus. The record is from RefSeq and is a predicted model, not a curated record.